AUGUGGAAUGCAAGCCUUGACUGGGAUGACCCACUAAGUGAUGGACUUGUCAUGAAGGCCGAGAAGUGGUUAAAGGAGUUAACAGAGCUAUCACUUAUUGCAGUACCGAGAUGUCUUCGUUUAUGUCAUGGUGAAUUUGUAUCGACUUACCUACAUACCUUUGUUGAUGCUUCACAAGAUGCGUAUGUUGCUGUCGUCUAUCAGAGAUGUAUCUAUGAGGAUGGAAAUGUGUCGGUGAGAUUCGUCACAGUAAAAUCCAAAGUGGCACCACUUACAGCUGUAAGCGUACCUAGACUGGAAUUGAUGGGUGCAGUAUUGGGAACCAGAUUGACUCUUUCUGUGAUAAGCGCCUUAGAAUUGGACAUUGAACAGUGUACAUUCUUGACUGACAGCAUGAAUGUUUUGUGUUGGAUUAAAGCUCGAAGCAGAAGUUUCAAGCCAUUCGUAGCAAAUCGCAUAGGAGAAAUACAGUCGGCCUCAUAUCCAAGGCAAUGGUUCUACGUACCAACUGAAUCAAAUCCUGCAGAUAUGAUAUCCAGGGGAGUGUCUGUUUCACAAGAAGAUAAUGUCUGGUGGAGUGGACCACACUAUCUUCAUCAGGUUGAAUCCCAAUGGCCAAAACAGAAAAUCGAAAAGCAAGACACUGAUAUGGAGAAAAAGAAGUUGAACAAGGAAGUUGUCAAUUUCUCAUAUUCAUUUUUGACAGAAACAAUUGACUGUAAAGAUAUUCAGUGUUGUUUAGACCCAGAAACCUAUUCCAAUUGGAUAAGACUUGUUCGGGUUCAAGCAUGGGUGAAUCGCUUUCUACAUAAUUGCAGACUGAAGGUCAUGGAUAGACUCGCAGGAGAACUGAAUGCUGAAGAAAUUGAAGGAGCGGAAACUCAAAUCAUAAGGACUGCCCAGAAAUGUGAGUUUCACUGUGAAUACACAUUACUGAAACAAAACAAACCUCUUGAACAGAAUAGCAAGUUAUUGUGUUUAAACCCAGUAAUUGAUGAAGAUGGACUUUUGAGAUGUGAUGGACGAUUGAAAUAUGCAGAAUUUUUACCAUAUGAUGUUAGAUAUCCCAUCAUUCUUCCGAGAAACAAUUAUGUCACAACUCUUAUUAUCAAGUACUACCAUGAAAAAGGAAAUCAUGUAACAGGAACAAAUCAUACGUUGUCCAUGAUCUCGUCACGUUUCUGGAUAAUAUCCGCAAGAGAGGAGAUUCGAAAGUGGGAGUGA
Saccostrea cuccullata (small rock oyster) is the source of this 1224-nucleotide messenger RNA. RefSeq lists its product as uncharacterized. The record is from RefSeq and is a predicted model, not a curated record. The transcript has a single exon. The coding region runs from base 1 to 1224 and encodes 407 amino acids. Lineage: Eukaryota; Metazoa; Mollusca; Bivalvia; Ostreida; Ostreidae.